Messenger RNA from Cynoglossus semilaevis (tongue sole), 4463 nucleotides. It is a transcript of the gene elmo1, whose product is annotated as engulfment and cell motility 1 (ced-12 homolog, C. elegans). Gene Ontology annotation, biological process: actin filament organization; cell motility. The record is from RefSeq and is a predicted model, not a curated record. NCBI's taxonomy places the organism in Eukaryota, Metazoa, Chordata, Actinopteri, Pleuronectiformes, Cynoglossidae. Gene Ontology annotation, cellular component: guanyl-nucleotide exchange factor complex; plasma membrane. The transcript is spliced from 21 exons. Bases 56 to 2236 code for a protein of 726 amino acids.
AAGGUGUGAGGCAGCCAGACCCACACUAAGGUUCACCCCCCGCCCCCCGGCAGCCAUGCCGCCGCCAGCAGACAUUGUCAAGGUGGCCAUUGAGUGGCCGGGGGCCUUCCCCAGGCUAAUGGAAAUAGACCAGAAAAAGCCUCUCUCCGCCAUCAUUAAAGAAGUGUGUGAGGGGUGGUCCUUGGGGAACCAUGAAAACUUUGCUCUGCAAAUUGCGGAUGCUACGAGUUUCUACAUCACAGAAAAGAAUCGCAAUGACAUCAAGAAUGGCUCCAUAUUGCGCUUGACCACAUCUCCUUAUCAGACAGCCCUGCAGCUCCAUGAGAGGAUCCAGUCAUCCAGCAUGGACGCCAAACUGGAGGCCCUGAAGGAUUUGGCUAAUGCGUCCCGUGACAUCACAUUUGCGCAGGAAUUCAUCAACCUGGACGGAAUCUCCCUGCUCACGCAGAUGGUGGAGAGUGGGACUGAGCGCUAUCAGAAACUACAGAAGAUUAUGAAGCCCUGUUUUGGUGACCUGCUGUCCUUCACUCUGACGGCCUUCGUGGAACUGAUGGACCACGGCAUUGUCUCCUGGGACACUUUCUCUGUGGCCUUCAUCAAAAAGAUUGCCAGCUAUGUGAACAAGUCAGCCAUGGACACAGCCGUGCUGCAGCGCUCCCUGGCCAUACUGGAGUCCAUGGUGCUGAACAGUCAGGAUCUGUACCACAAGGUGGCGCAGGAGAUCACGAUUGGACAGCUCAUCCCACAUCUGCAGGGGACUGACCAGGACAUACAGACCUACACUAUUGCUGUCAUCAACGCUCUUUUCCUCAAAGCUCCUGAGGAGAAGAGACAGGAGAUGGCCCACAUUCUCGCCCAGAAACAGCUGCGCUCCAUCAUUCUCACUAAUGUGAUCCGGAGCACGAUACCCAUCAACGAUGAGAUGGCCCACCAGCUGUACGUGCUGCAGGUGCUGACCUUCAACCUGCUGGAAGACCGCAUGAUGACAAAGAUGGACCCUCAGGACCAGGCUCAGAGAGACAUCAUCUUCGAGCUGCGGAGAAUCGCUUUCGACGUGGAGUGUGAGCCCAACAACAGUGGCAGCAUGGAGAAACGCAAGUCCAUGUACACCCGCGACUACAAGAAGCUGGGCUUCAUUAACCACGUGAAUCCAGCUGUGGACUUCACCCAGAUUCCUCCAGGAAUGUUGGCUCUCGACAACAUGCUGUACUUCGCCAGACAUCACCAGGACGCGUACAUCCGGAUCGUCCUGGAGAACAGCAGUCGAGAAGACAAGCACGAGUGUCCGUUUGGCCGCAGCAGCAUCGAGCUGACCAAGAUGCUGUGUGAGAUCCUCAAAGUGGGCGAGCUCCCCAGUGAAAACUGUCACGACUUCCACCCCAUGUUCUUCACCCACGAUCGCUCCUUCGAGGAGUUCUUCUGCAUCUCCAUCCAGCUGCUCAACAAGACCUGGAAGGAGAUGAGAGCCACCAGUGAAGACUUCAACAAGGUAAUGCAGGUGGUGAGGGAGCAGAUCAUGCGUGCACUGACUCUCAAGCCUAAUUCUCUGGACCAGUUCAAGAGUCGCCUGCAGAAUCUGAGCUACACAGAAAUCCUGAAGAUACGCCAGUCCGAAAGAAUGAACCAAGAAGAUUUCCAGUCCCGACCAAUCCUGGAGCUUAGAGAGAAGAUCCAGCCAGAGAUCAUGGAGCUGAUCAAACAGCAGCGGCUCAACAGGCUGUGUGAGGGAACCUGUUUCAGGAAAAUCAGCAGUCGGCGGAGACAAGAUAAAUUCUGGUACUGCCGUCUGUCUCCCAACCAUAAAGUCCUGCACUAUGGAGAUUUGGAGGAGAGUCCUCAGGGCGAGGUGCCUCACGACUCUUUACAGGACAAAUUGCCGGUGGCUGAUAUCAAAGCUGUUAUCACCGGCAAGGACUGUCCUCACAUGAAGGAGAAAGGAGCCCUGAAGCAAAAUAAGGAGGUGUUGGAGCUGGCCUUCUCUGUCCUCUAUGAGUCAGACGAAUAUUUAAACUUUAUUGCACCAGACAAACGUGAGUACUGCGUGUGGACAGACGGUCUCAACGCCCUCCUGGGGAAGGAGAUGACCAGCGACUACACCAAAUCUGACAUGGACACCCUGCUCUCCAUGGAAAUGAAGCUCCGCCUCUUGGAUCUAGAAAAUAUCCAGAUCCCUGAGGCCCCGCCCCCAAUUCCCAAAGAACCUAGUAACUAUGACUUUGUUUACGACUGUAACUAGACAAAACAAUCGUACCAGAACCAAACCAGAUCCGUCCAGAACCUACUGUACCUACCGGACCAAUCCUGUUUCUUUUUAAACUGGAACAAACACGAAUGAACCCACGUGAUGUUUGAAAAGAAAUGUGAUUGACAGAAGUAGGAUUUAUUUUACUCUUUCUUCUAAAUAGACCUCUGUGAUGGAGAAAGUAGUGCAUAAACAAUUGCACAGGAGGGACUAUGACUCUUCUGGUUGCUAUUAAGAUGAGAAACCAGGAAGUUAUUAUUUUGCAUUCCCCCCUUCUUUCCUUCCUUCCUUCCUUCCUUCCUUCCUUCCUUCCUUCCCUCUUUCCUUCCUUCCCUCCUUCCCUCCUUCCUUCCUUCCUUCCCUCCUUCCUUCCCUCCUUCCUCCCUUCCUUCCUUCCUUCCUUCCUUCCCUCCUUCCUUCCGUCUUUCCUUCUUUCCUUCCUUCCUUCCUUCCUUCCUUCCUUCCUCGCUCCCCCCUCUGUACUGAUGUUUCUCCCCCUCAGCUGCGGUGCCAGCUGUCAUUUCUGUUGAAUACAAAAAGCUUAGAAAUUCCAUUUGACACGGCUUACUUCUUGUUUAUCCUUUAUAUUCGUCUUAUUAUUUUUCCUCAGGGCUUUUGUGGGUAGGGAUGGUUGGUUUUGUGGGUCAGGAGCAGAGAGCAACAGGAGAGGAUCUGUGUUCUCUUGUCAACUUCCCAGCAGUAUUUUUCUGUCACAUGUUCUCUCAUGGUAUUUGUGGCAGCUAAUCGUUUUCCAAGAGUCUUCUUGUUAUUGAAGGAAAUAUUUCCAGAUGAUUUCUCUUAUGAAGUAACCCUUAUAUUCUCGCUGCCCCAUUACUUUAUUAUACUGAAGACUGUUAGAAUAAGUCCAUCCUCAAAACCCAGACACUGUCCUACAGUGAGAGGCUUAAUUUUUUUAGUCUAAUGUUUAUGGUCCCACGACUGCUUGUUGUAUACUGUACACACCCACACAGUGGCUUUUCCUAAAUCAGCCAUAAAAGCACUCCUGUCGUGAAUCACACACUCUUCUCUCCCUCUUUCCAGUCUCUCUCCUUGUAAUGACUGCUGUACACGACAUUCCUAAGCAAUAUUUCAGUUGUUUCUGUUGAUCAUUUAUAAAAUGACAUAAUCUAGUGACUUUGAAAUUGUGAAACUGCCAAGACGAUGCUGUAACACAGAAGAUGUUAGUAUUUGGUUGAAGGGAAGCUUCAAGCUGAACGUCUGUGUAUUUUUUUAUUUAAAAGAGGUUUUUAUUUCUACUAUGAUUUAUAUAUUUUCCCCAUUUUCCUAUUUAAUAUCUGCAAGACGUUUUUUUUUCAUAGCCCCUCAAAACUGCUGUUUACAAUAAAGAUAUAAGAAGCAUAAGCACUUUUUAUAUUUGCUGUCUUUUGCCACAUACCACAUGUAUAAGUUGGGAUCAUUCAUUGCAGCCAGUCUAACGAAGAAUAAAAAACACACUCUGCACAUACUGGACAAUAUGUCCGUUAGAAGUGAAUGUUGCCAUAUGGUUAGAAAUAACCAAAUAUUUCAAAUGAUUUUGUAUUUAAAUUAUUUAUUUUGGUAGAUUUUCACCAAUGGGAUUUUCUGUUACAGUCUUCAAAGCACGCUCUUUCUAUCAAAGAAAAAGUUCUAAGAGACUAAACUAAAAAAAAAAAAAAAAGUGAAUGUCAGCGGUAUGCGCUGAUAUUGGAACGUUCGUACAACGGAAGAAGGAAUACGUUGUACGGUCAUUAUUUCCGAUUGCGCAUCCGGCUCAUGAGACACGAGUGUUAGCCGUUUGGGCGUCCAGAGGGCGUUAAAUCAAAGAACUGGGCACGGUGGCUACAUUUGAUUGAUUGAAAUGGUGGGUUUUUUUAAAACAAUUAUCGCUUGUAUUUUGUUAGAAAUGGUAGUCGUUCGGAUGAGACCGUUAGUGUAAUUUACUCUAGCAUAUGUGUCUCGGCAGCUAACGUUAGCGUUUGAUACAAGUUGAAAUGAUUCUUAGUUUCAGUAGUUAAGUAAUUUUUCGUCAUAAGUUGAUAUCACUAAUAAUUAGUGAUAUGAAGGCCCUAACAUUUUCUGAGUAGCGUCAGAAAAUAUAACCAACGUGAAGGUGAACACAAACAAUAAACAAGUGCAGAUUGUUGCAGUAUGCUAGAUUGGCAUAGUGCAACGAUGUUUUGACAUUAAAGGUAAUGUUAUCAUGCAUCAGCACAGUGUUGUAAUAAAAACAUAAUACUUGUAA